AGAUGAAGUCGAGUUCUUUGGGAAUCUGUUCUGUGCAGCAGCAGAGAGAGAACAGCAGACAGGAGAGAAGAUACUGGAGCUGUUAUCAUCAGUGUGCAGAUAUAAAACAUUCCCUCUUAAUGACAGAAACAUGUAUAAUGAAGCCAAUAAACAUCAGUGUGAUGUCCUGUUGGAUCUGCACUCUCACCUGAAGGACUAUGAGACUAAAACAGGGUUGAGUGUCCUUCCAUCAUUACAGUCAGUUUUCCAGUCAGCUCCUGCAGUCUGGUUCAUAAACCUCUCAGAGAGAAAGACCUCCAUCCUCCUGGAAGUGCUGAAACUCCAAUCAGAGAAGAAACAAGUGGAGCUGACAGGCGGCUCACAUGAAGAGAGUGAAGCGAGGAGUUUCCUACAGUGUCUGCCUUAUAUCUCACAGCUCAGUGUCUUUCAGAGGUUUGAAGGUGAAGCCAAGUUCUUUGGGAAUCUGUUCUGUGCAGCAGCAGAGAGAGAACAGCAGACAGGAGAGAAGAUACUGGAGCUGUUAUCAUCAGUGUGCAGAUAUAAAACAUUCCCUCUUAAUGACAUGGAUGAAUAUGAUGAUGGUAAUGAGAGGGAAUAUCAGUGUGAUUUCCUGCUGGAUCUUUACUCCCACCUGAAGGACUAUGAGACUAAAACAGACUUGAGUGUCCUUCCAUCAUUACAGUCAGUUCUCCAGUCAGCUCCUGCAGUCUGGUCCAUAAACCUCUCAGAGAGAAAUACCUCCAUCCUCCUGGAAGUGCUGAAACUCCAAUCAGAGAAGAAACAAGUGAAGCUGACAGGCUGCUCACAUGAAGAGAGUGAAGUGAGGAGUUUCCUACAGUGUCUGCCUUAUAUCUCACAGCUCAGUUUUGUUCCUCAGUCGUCAGAUCGUUAUGAAGAAACCAAGUUCUUUGGGAAUCUGUUGUGUGCAGCAGCAGAGAGAGAACAGCAGACAGGAGAGAAGAUACUGGAGCUGUUAUCAUCAGUGUGCAGAUAUAAAACAUUCCCUCUUAGAGAGAAAUGGUGGGAUUUCCAGCUGGACCUUUACUCUUAUGGUUGUGAAACAGGCUUGAGUGUCCUUCCAUCAUUACAGUCAGUUCUCCAGUCAGCUCCUGCAGUCUGGUCCAUAAACCUCUCAGAGAGAAAGACCUCCAUCCUCCUGGAAGUGCUGAAACUCCAAUCAGAGAAGAAACAAGUGAAGCUGACAGGCUGCUCACUUGAAGAGAGUGAAGUGAGGAGUUUCCUACAGUGUCUGCCUUAUAUCUCACAGCUCAGUGUCUCUCAAAGGUUUGAAGGUAAAACCAAGUUCUUUGGGAAUCUGUUCUGUGCAGCAGCAGAGAGAGAACAGCAGACAGGAGAGAAGAUACUGGAGCUGUUUUCAUCAGUGUGCAGAUAUGAAACAUUCCCUCUUAAUGACAGAUACAUGUAUUAUGAUGCCAAGAAAUCUCAGUGUGAUUUCCUGUUGGAUCUGCACUCUCACCUGAAGGACUAUGAAACUGAAACAGGGUUGAAUGUCCUUCCAUUAUUGCAGUCAGUUUUCCAGUCAGCUCCUGCAGUCUGGUUCAUAAACCUCUCAGAGAGAAAGACCUCCAUCCUCCUGGAAGUGCUGAAACUCCAAUCAGAGAAGAAACAAGUGAAGCUGACAGGCUGCUCACAUGAAGAGAGUGAAGUGAGGAGUUUCCUACAGUGUCUGCCUUAUAUCUCACAGCUCAGUGUCUCUCUGAGGUUUAAAGGUGCAGCCAAGUUCUUUGGGAAUCUGUUCUGUGCAGCAGCAGAGAGAGAACAGCAGACAGGAGAGAAGAUACUGGAGCUGUUAUCAUCAGUGUGCAGAUAUAAAACAUUCCCUCUUAAUGAAGAGGAUGAUGAUGAAUAUCAGUGUGAUUUCCUGCUGGAUCUUUGCUCCCACCUGAAGGACUAUGAGACUAAAACAGGCUUGAGUGUCCUUCCAUCAUUACAGUCAGUUCUCCAGUCAGCUCCUGCAGUCUGGUUCAUAAACCUCUCAGAGAGAAAGCCCUCCAUCCUCCUGGAAGUGCUGAAACUCCAAUCAGAGAAGAAACAAGUGGAGCUGACAGACUGCUCACAUGAAGAGAGUGAAGUGAGGAGUUUCCUACAGUGUCUGCCUUAUAUCUCACAGCUCAGUGUCUCUCUGAGGUUUAAAGGUGCAGCCAAGUUCUUUGGGAAUCUGUUCUGUGCAGCAGCAGAGAGAGAACAGCAGACAGGAGAGAAGAUACUGGAGCUGUUAUCAUCAGUGUGCAGAUAUAAAACAUUCCCUCUUAAUGACAGAUACAUGUAUUAUGAUGCCAAUAAACAUCAGUGUGAUUUCCUGCUGGAUCUUUGCUCCUACCUGAAGGACUAUGAGACUAAAACAGGCUUGAGUGUCCUUCCAUCAUUACAGUCAGUUCUCCAGUCAGCUCCUGCAGUCUGGUUCAUAAACCUCUCGGAGAGAAAGACCUCCAUCCUCCUGGAAGUGCUGAAACUCCAAUCAGAGAAGAAACAAGUGGAGCUGACAGACUGCUCACAUGAAGAGAGUGAAGUGAGGAGUUUCCUACAGUGUCUGCCUUAUAUCUCACAGCUCAGUGUCUGUUACUCGUUUGAAGGUGAAGCCAAGUUCUUUGGGAAUCUGUUCUGUGCAGCAGCAGAGAGAGAACAGCAGACAGGAGAGAAGAUACUGGAGCUGUUAUCAUCAGUGUGCAGAUAUGAAACAUUCCCUCUUAAUGACAGAUACAUGUAUUAUGAUGCCAAUAAACAUCAGUGUGAUUUCCUGCUGGAUCUUUGCUCCCACCUGAAGGACUAUGAGACUAAAACAGGCUUGAGUGUCCUUCCAUCAUUACAGUCAGUUCUCCAGUCAGCUCCUGCAGUCUGGUCCAUAAACCUCUCAGAGAGAAAGACCUCCAUCCUCCUGGAAGUGCUGAAACUCCAAUCAGAGAAGAAACAAGUGAAGCUGACAGGCUGCUCACAUGAAGAGAGUGAAGUGAGGAGUUUCCUACAGUGUCUGCCUUAUAUCUCACAGCUCAGUGUCUCUGACUGGUUUGAAGAUGAAGCCAAGUUCUUUGGGAAUCUGUUCUGUGCAGCAGCAGAGAGAGAACAGCAGACAGGAGAGAAGAUACUGGAGCUGUUAUCAUCAGUGUGCAGAUAUAAAACAUUCCCUCUUAAUGAAUGGGAUUAUGAUUAUGAGGAAUCUCAGUAUGAUUUCUUGUACGAUCUUUGCUCCCAUCUGAAGGACUAUGAGACUAAAUCAGGCUUGAGUGUCCUUCCAUUAUUACCGUCAGUUUUCCAGUCAUCUCCUGCAGUCUGGUCCAUAAACCUCUCAGAGAGAAAGCCCUCUGUCCUCCUGGAAGUGCUGAAACUCCAAUCAGAGAAGAAACAAGUGGAGCUGACAGGCUGCUCACAUGAAGAGAGUGAAGUGAGGAGUUUCCUACAGUGUCUGCCUUAUAUCUCACAGCUCAGUGUCUCUCAGAGGUUUAAAGGUAAAGCCAAGUUCUUUGGGAAUCUGUUCUGUGCAGCAGCAGAGAGAGAACAGCAGACAGGAGAGAAGAUACUGGAGCUGUUAUCAUCAGUGUGCAGAUAUGAAACAUUCCCUCUUAAUGAAGAGUAUGAUGAUUAUGAGGAAUAUCAGUAUGAUUUCCUGCUGGAUCUUUGCUCCCACCUGAAGGACUAUGAGACUAAAACAGGCUUGAGUGUCCUUCCAUCAUUACAGUCAGUUCUCCAGUCAGCUCCUGCAGUCUGGUUCAUAAACCUCUCAGAGAGAAAGACCUCCAUCCUCCUGGAAGUGCUGAAACUCCAAUCAGAGAAGAAACAAGUGAAGCUGACAGGCUGCUCACAUGAAGAGAGUGAAGUGAGGAGUUUCCUACAGUGUCUGCCUUAUAUCUCACAGCUCAGUGUCUCUCGGAGGUUUGAAGGUGCAGCCAAAUUCUUUGGGAAUCUGUUCUGUGCAGCAGCAGAGAGAGAACAGCAGACAGGAGAGAAGAUACUGGAGCUGUUAUCAUCAGUGUGCAGAUAUAAAACAUUCCCUCUUAAUGAAGACGAUGAUGAUUAUGAUGAUUAUGAUGAUUAUGAGGAAUAUCAGCGUGAUUUCCUGUUGGAUCUUUACUCCCAUUUGAAGGACUAUGAGACUAAAACAGGCUUGAGUGUCCUUCCAUCAUUACAGUCAGUUCUCCAGUCAGCUCCUGCAGUCUGGUUCAUAAACCUCUCAGAGAGAAAGACCUCCAUCCUCCUGGAAGUGCUGAAACUCCAAUCAGAGAAGAAACAAGUGAAGCUGACAGACUGCUCACAUGAAGAGAGUGAAGUGAGGAGUUUCCUACAGUGUCUGCCUUAUAUCUCACAGCUCAGCUGUGAUCCAGAGUUCUUCCAGAGUGUGUGUACGUUGAUCUCUGUAAGAUCCAGAGAGGAUGAGGAGCAGUUGUCCUCUCUGCUGCAGCUCCUGGGGUACACCCUGCAGUUAACAGGAGAGUUACACACAGGAACCUGCAGGUCUGUGGGCAGAGUUCUCAGACUCUGUGGAUCUGAUGUGGAUCUCAUCCUCAAACCCAGAAAGAUGUCUGUCAGAGGAGCCUCCCUCCUCUUCAGACAUACAACACAACUACAUAGUCUGAGUCUCUCCAGUGACAUGGCCUUGCUACUGUUUCAGUGGGUAAGAAGAGGGCGAGCAGCAGGUCUGUUAGCUAUUGAAGAGCUUUCUCUCACCCCUCAGACAGUCCCACCAUCAGAAAGAGUGUUGUUGAAGGUUGUCAGUAGUUUGGCCUCCCUGCUGAGAUACUGGAGCGUCAGACAGUUAGACCUGACUGAGUUCUACGUCCCUGCUCAGGGUCUCAUUCCACUGCUGCUCCACCAUGGUCCUCUAACAAUCAAACUGAGUGAGAAGAUUUCCCUGCAGCUACUCUCCCUGAUCCAUGAAAUCCAGGACAAGGACUUGACCCAGUUGUUCUUGAGUAAGGUUGGUGGAGACCUGAGCUCCUGCUGUCUGAACUGGGAGCUUCUUCACUGUCUGCUGCAGCAGUCUUCAGAUCAGAUCAUCACUGUGAACCUGAGGAAGAACCGCUUCUUACAGGAGAACGUCACACGUCUGCUUCCCUUUCUGGACAGGAUUGUAGUUAAAAGGCCCUGUCCCAGGUUUGUGUUGACUGCCAUCAGAGAGAUCUAUAAAGCUUGUGCCAGUCCCAUUAUACCCAGUUUACUGAGGUCACUGGAUCAUGUGAUCAGCCUGACCUGCAGAGAGAUGGACUCGCUGGACUGUGCUGCUCUGCUCUUCACCCUCAAACACAGUGACAGAGUUAAACUGAACCUCGUGUUUACCUCCAUACCAACAGGACAAAUAGAGUCCAUCCUGUUUACACUGGACAAAGUUUCUCAACUCAGUGUUGACAGGAAUCUGCUGCUGAGGUUCAUCCACUGUUGUGCUGCCUCUGACGCCCAGCAGGGGGCAGCAGUCAGCCUGCUCAGGGCUGUGCAGCACAGGCUGGAUCUGUCCUGCUCCUCCUGUGUGGAUCUGCCAGAGGAGGGUCAGAAUGAGACUCUUAGUCUGACUGCUGAGGAUUGCAGGGCCGUCUCCACCAUCCUGAGACACAGCAGCAAGGACACACAGCUCAACCUGCAGGACUGUGAGCUGGAGGACAGCAGACUGGACCUGCUGUUUCCUGUCCUCGACAGAGUCCGCCUCAGAGCCAGUAAAGCUCUCCUCCUCCAGCUGCUGUCUCUGGUUCCUAUGAAAACUGAGAGGGACACAGUGAGACGGGCAGUGUCCCUGUGUAGAGCCCUGGGUGGAGAGCUGGACCUCAGUCACACCACACUGGAUCAGAGGGCCUGUGAAGCUUUGGCCCAGAUGCUGGACUUCUCUGAAGGGCUGACUGAUCUGGACCUCAGUCACUGUGAGCUCACUGACCAGCUGCUGUUCACACUCAUCACACAUCUGCACAAAGUACAAGUCUUAGAUCUGAGUCACAAUAAGAUUACUGAUGCUGCAGCUCACAUGUUACUCCAACUGGUCUCCAUCAACCCCUCCAUCGACACUGUGCGACUCUUCAGCAACAACAUUGUGGACAGAAAUCCGUUUAAGAAACACCAGCAGUUUGAAAUAUGGUGACCCAGUCGUCAGUGUGGAUAGUGCUCAUCAGGAAUAACUCCUUAAUGUCCAAUGAAAUAUUACUGUAGUCCGAGUACUGAUACUGUGUCUGUGCUCAAUACUUAUACUGAUAAUGAUGACAUGAUAAAGUUUGCUGAUAAUUAUCUGGAGAUCAGUACUGAGAUGCUGUAGUUUUUAUUUUUUAUUAUUUAUAUAUUUAUAUUUUCUUAUUGAGACAAAAUCAUGAGUAGGCCUAAUUUAUCUCUUUGUAUUUUGGUGUAACUGUCUUUAGCCGUAUUAUCAGGGGAGCUCAUGUCAUUUGUAAUCAUUACGAAGGUCGUCUGUGAUCUGAAUCCCGUGUGAAUCUGCCAUGUCUGUAAUUUGUAAUGUAAAAACUUGGGGUUGUAUGUUUUUAUUUUCACGAGUAUCAAAAUGAUACCUUAAUGUAAUAUGGAAUGAAAAGGGCCUUUGUGUGCAUUCUGUGAUUACUGUAAUCUGGGAUUAUGUUUAAUUCAAUGCAGAGAAGAACGACUCUGUAAUAAUAUCUCAGAGUAACGGUACAGUAAAGGUGCUUUCAGGUGAUAAUCAUGUUCAAUACAUUGAGAUAAUAAAUUAUCUGAAGAAAAUUAUCUUUAAAAUGUAAAUAUGAGGAUCAGUUUUCACUUGAGAUUUUAAAUAAAGUAAUGCCAGAGAUAAUAUAAAUAUUUAUAUUCAUAUUAAAAUAACAUUUUCUGAUAUUUUCCUCAUUAAAACACCUCGUUGACUGUAAACUGCAGUGAUCAGUGUUUUCUUGCAAUGGGAAACACUUUUGGUUGCAUAAAAUACUGGUGAAAAACUGAAUUCAACAGUACAGCUGAAUGACUUUGUGUGGGGA
Messenger RNA from Dicentrarchus labrax (European seabass), 6929 nucleotides. RefSeq lists its product as uncharacterized. The record is from RefSeq and is a predicted model, not a curated record. The transcript is spliced from 20 exons. Lineage: Eukaryota; Metazoa; Chordata; Actinopteri; Moronidae. Bases 131 to 6076 code for a protein of 1981 amino acids.